Molecule: messenger RNA, 666 nt
Organism: Pollicipes pollicipes
Lineage: Eukaryota; Metazoa; Arthropoda; Thecostraca; Pollicipedomorpha; Pollicipedidae
Product: gamma-interferon-inducible lysosomal thiol reductase-like
Exons: 3
Coding region: 1-666 (221 amino acids)
Molecular function (GO): oxidoreductase activity, acting on a sulfur group of donors, disulfide as acceptor
Source: RefSeq, a predicted model, not a curated record
AUGAGUCGCGUGCCGUCCAUCGGCCUGAUUCUGAUCUUCAAAAGCACGACGUGCGUGUUGAUGCCGAAGGACCGUUUCCCGAUCUGGACCCUGGCGAUCGUGAGCGGCGGCGUCAAGGCCGUCCUCAACCCGCUGGUGCUCGUCGUCUUCAGCUGGGACUUCUGGCAGGCGUUCCGGCACACCUGCGCCAGGGCCGACGCGCCGCUGGCCGUCGGCGUCUACUACGAGUCCCUCUGCCCGGACUGCAAGAACUUCGUCGUCGAUCAGCUGAACGUGACCGUCAGCCGCGUGCCCGACCUGGUCAACGUCACCCUCGUGCCCUGGGGCAAGGCCAACGUCUCGAGCGACGACGGCAGCGUGCACUGCCAGCACGGCCCCGAGGAGUGCUGGGCCAACCGGCUGCAUGGCUGUGUCGCCGCCGCCAUCGACGACGCUUCUGUGCGCACGCGCGCCGUGGCCUGCCUGAUGGCCGCACAGAAGACCCUGCGGGCUGACGGGCCGGCGUGCCUGCAGGAGCCGCCGCUGACCUUUGCGCCGACCAUGACCCUGGACGGCAGCCAGGGCACCGCCGAGCAGCAGAAGCAGCUGCUGGACGACCUGCUGGGUGUCGUGUGCAGCACGUGGCAGCAGCGCACCGGGCAGACGCCCGCCGGCUGCCAGCAAUAG